Molecule: messenger RNA, 3993 nt
Organism: Helobdella robusta
Lineage: Eukaryota; Metazoa; Annelida; Clitellata; Rhynchobdellida; Glossiphoniidae
Exons: 21
Coding region: 1-3993 (1330 amino acids)
Biological process (GO): response to oxidative stress
Molecular function (GO): protein binding; heme binding; peroxidase activity
Source: RefSeq, a predicted model, not a curated record
AUGUAUUGGUUUUAUUUUACGUUUAUUUGCUUUACAACUUCUGAUGUACUUGCUCAAACAAGUAGUUGUCCUAAAGGAUGUAUAUGUGAGAAAACUUCGGUUAAAUGCAGUUUUCAACAGCUAACAAAAGUUCCAGAGAAUAUAUCUGAUGAAACAACUUUAUUAGAUCUUCGAUUCAAUCAUAUUGAAGAGAUCCUUCCUGGUGUUUUCAAAAAUCUGAAAAAGCUUAAAACAUUGUUGUUAAACAAUAACAAAAUAUCACAUUUGGAUGACAACACAUUUGAAGGAUUAACAGAACUUGAAAAUUUACAACUUCAAAAAAAUGAAAUUUUCGAAAUUUCACCUAUGGCUUUCAAGAGUCUAAAAAAUCUGGAACAAGUACAUUUGCAGAAUAAUCAUAUUGAAAGUUUAGACAAAGAUACAUUCAAAUAUUUCCCUAAACUAACAAUGAUAUAUCUGAACAACAACGAGUUAGAGACGCUUCCAGCACAAAUAUUCUCUCUGAACAAACAAAUAAAAGUUCAGUUAAAUUCAAAUCCAUUUAUAUGUGAUUGCCAAAUAGCUUGGUUUAAGGAUUUUUUCAAUGAAAAUGAAAUCAAGUUAUUAGAAUGUGCAGAACCUCCACAACAUAAUGGAAAAUUGGUGUUUCACGUUCUUAAGACGUUAAACUGCAAAAAGCCUCGAAUAGCAUCAUCGCCACAAAACUUGAAUAUUAAUCCUGGAGAAGAUGCUUCUUUUCAAUGUUUAGCUGAUGGAGAGCCUCAACCUAGCAUUCAAUGGUUUCACAACAAAAAAGACGUUUCAUUAGAAAACCGAAGCAAACGUUUUGAAGUACUCGAAGAUGGAAGUCUUUUAAUAAACCAAGCCACAGUCAGUGACGCAGGUGCAUAUUUCUGCAGAGCCACUAAUUUAAUGGGACAAGACGAAUCUAACACAGCAUACUUAAGCUUCCACGAAGUCAAUGUGCUGGCUGCACCACAAAUAGUCAAUCCACCCGAGAACAGAACGGCAAUAAUAAAUGAAGGGGUAUCAAUGUCAUGUGGCACUGUCGGAUUUCCUCCACCAGAAAUUAGGUGGACCCACACUAAUAUUAACAACAGAGAUAGACUUGUGAAUCACGACCCACGAUUCACUGUCGACUCAUCUGGAACUUUGCAUAUGAGCAAUCUCAAAGAUAUAGAUCAUGGAUUUUACAAAUGUAUUGCCUCUAACAUUGCCGGCAACGCAACAGCUAUAGGAAGACUUAUGGUUUACAUUCCUCCAGAAUUUACGACUAAACCAACUGAUCAAAAAAUAGCUGAAGAACAUCCAGUUUUUUUUUCAUGUGAUGUUAUUUCGGAACCUCUUGCUAAAAUAUCAUGGAAAAAAAAUGGAAUUGAUUUGACAAAUACCAGAAGAAUUAAUAUAAACCCAAGUGGAACCACUUUAACAAUUUCUUCCGUAAAGAAAAGUGAUGAGGGAAAUUACGAAUGUCUUGCCUCGAACUCGGGUGGAGAAGCAUCCGCAAGCGCCAGAUUAACUGUCAUGUCGAUAUCCCGUCCACAUAUUACUAAAAAACCUCUAGACAUCAAUAACGCAAUUGGUAAUAGAGCUAAAUUUGAUUGCGUUGUAGGCGAAGUAGAACCAAAGCCAAUUAUUAAAUGGUUCAAAAACGGAGAUUUGAGACCUUUAACUUCAAGUGACAAGUAUGAAAUAACGGAAAAUUCUUCGCUGAUUAUUUUAGAAAUAGAUUUAACGGAUGAAGGAAGAUAUGAAUGCCGUGCUGAAAAUAUUGUCGGGUUUGAUAUUGCUUCUGCAAGAUUAACUAUAACUGAUGCGAGAUUCCGCUCUAUUACAAACCAACAUAUAAACGAUACAGUUACAACUGUUAACAAUGGCAUUCAAGAAGCUAUUGAAAAUACAAAAAAAGAAUUGUAUCAAAAAAAACAUCAACCUAAAAGUGGACACGAUCUUCUGAAAUACAAUCGUUAUCCUAACAAUAAAGCUUUAUCGCUUUCAAAAGCUGCAGAGGUUUUUGAAAGUACUUUAGAGCGAUUGUACAGUGAUAUUCAUAGUGGCGUUUACUACAACAUUGAUCCUUCUUUGAACAUUACAUACAAAGAGUUAUUGAAUCCUGCUCAAUUGCAAUUGGUGAGCGAUUUGUCAGGUUGUAGGACGCAUCGACGCAUUAUCGAAACAUGCGACGAUCUGUGUUUUCAUAGAAAAUAUAGAACGUUUGAUGGAACAUGUAAUAAUUUUAAAAACGCUAUGAGUGGCUCCUCGUUAACCCCUUUGUUACGACUUCUGCCACCAAAAUAUGAAAAUAAUUUCAAUUUGCCAGUUGGAUGGACUAAAAAUAAGCUUUAUAACGGGAAAAAAAUACCAAGUGCAAGAAAAAUUUCUUUGAAUCUUAUUUCGACCAACAAAGUAACAGCUGACGAUGAAUACACACAUAUGUUGAUGCAGUGGGGUCAAUUCUUAGACCAUGAUUUGGACUUUGUACCAACAGCAGUUAGCAACGCCAGAUUCAGUGAUGGUAGAUUUUGCAACGAGACAUGCAAUAGCCAGUCACCAUGUUUUCCCAUACCCGUGUCUAACGAUGAUCCUCGUGUACAAAAUAGACGUUGCAUUGGAUUCGUGCGGUCGUCAGCUAUGUGUGGAUCAGGAGUCACUUCUGCACUGUUUGAUAACAAUGCUCUUCAUCGACAACAGUUGAAUAUGCUCACUUCAUAUAUUGAUGCUUCAAACGUUUAUGGAAGUUCGGAAGAAACGGCCAUCAAUUUGAGAAACAAUACGAACGAAAAAGGUUUGCUUCGCAUUGGUACGCACAGUGCUUAUGGUUUUAAGAAAGAAUAUAUGCCAGCAAAUAGAGAUGAAUUUGUUGACUGUCAGGUUGAUUCUAAAACGGCACACGUACCAUGUUUUCUAGCGGGUGACCAUAGAUCAAAUGAACAACUUGGAUUAUUAGCUAUGCACACAAUUUGGUUCCGAGAGCAUAACAGGUUAGCCACUAAAUUGAGUAAGAUGAAUUCGCAUUGGGACAGUGACACUACGUAUCACGAAACAAGAAAAAUUGUUGGUGCUAUUAUGCAACAUAUUACCUAUAACGAUUGGCUUCCUAAAAUUUUGGGCCCAUAUGGUAUGCAAAUGAUUGGACCGUAUAAAGGGUAUAACCCAUCUGUUAAUCCCACAAUAGCAAAUGAAUUUGCAAGUGCCGCAUUUCGGUUUGGACACACAAUGAUAAAUCCUGUUUUAUCUCGCUUGAACGAAACUUUUCUUCCAAUUAUAUGGGGUAAUUUACCUCUUCAUAAAGCCUUUUUUGCUCCUUUUCGAAUAAUUGAAGAAGGUGGUAUCGACCCAAUUUUAAGAGGACUGUUUGGCGUCGCUGCAAAAAAAUUGGUGUCUGGAGAAUUUUUGAAUUCAGAGCUAACAGAAAAACUGUUUGUUAUGGCUAAUGAAGUGGCUCAAGAUCUGGCUGCAUUUAACAUUCAGAGAGGUCGGGACCAUGGUCUACAAAGCUACAAUGCCUACAGAAAGUAUUGUGGUAUGAAAGAAGCUAAAACUUUUGACGAUUUCAAAAAUGAAAUCACAGAUGAUUUAAUUCUAAAAAAACUAGAAGAAUUAUAUGAACAUCCAGAUAAUGUUGAUUUGUUUGUUGGAGGUGUAGCGGAAAAUGUUAUGGACAAUUCUAGAAUUGGUCCCACAUUCGUAUGUAUAAUUGCUGACCAAUUCAAGAGGUUAAGAGACGGGGACAGGUUUUGGUAUGAAAAUCCCGAAAUAUUUAAACCUACACAAUUAGCUGAAAUCAAAAAAACAUCACUGGCUCGAAUCUUAUGUGAUAAUUCUGAUUCUAUACAGGAAAUUCAAAAAGACGUUUUUAUUCUUGCCAAAUAUCCCGACAAUUUUAUUAAAUGUGAUUCAGAUGAGGUCCUUAAAUUAGAUUUGAAGCCAUGGUUUCAAUGUUGCGAAGGUUUCUUAACUGUUUUUAUGACUGUUUUAAAAUGGUAUUUGUAA